Molecule: messenger RNA, 3670 nt
Organism: Striga asiatica
Lineage: Eukaryota; Viridiplantae; Streptophyta; Magnoliopsida; Lamiales; Orobanchaceae
Source: the annotation of a GenBank genome assembly
AAAACGAGUAAUCACUGUAAUUAACACAGUAAUUAACUUCAAACCUAAGCUCUGUUGAAUUAAAUAUUUAAGUUCAGUAUCGCAAUUCCUCUCUCUUCUCUCACUAUUUCUCGCUCUAGACAUUUUCUUCAUUCUCCCCAGUUUUCAAAAGUUCAAACUUUCAGCAAAUCCUCUCAGACCCUAACUAUACAAUUAGUUUCAUGCACAUAUAGGUAGAAUUACCCAUAUACAGUUGUUUGUAUACUCGAUCUUCUCCCAUUCUCUUGGAUCUGCGGCGGUUGGCGGUGGUUCGAUCGGUGGUUCGGUUAAAAGUACGCCGUACUUUUUUUCUUUCGCGUCCGACCUAUUGGAUUUUUCAAGGGAGGAUAACUGACUGCAAUCCAUGGAGGCCAUUGAGGAGUUGUUGCAGCUCUCCGAUUCGAUGCGGCAGGCGUCGGCGCUGCUGGCGGAUGAAGAUGUGGACGAGACAACGGCGUCCUCUGCUGCCUCCAAGCGGACAUCCACUUUCCUCAAUGUUGUUGCUCUUGGUAACACGUUUGUAGCUUUUAGUGCUUCUACCACUUUCAUAGAUCAUUAUCCCUUUGGUGUUUUCUGUGCGAUACUGAAGAUGAUGACGAUCACUUACAUUCAGAAAAGUGACAUGAGUUCCCAGCUAAAGCUUAGUGAUUGUGAACCAUUUCCUCAGGGUGCAGGAAAGUCUGCAGUGCUGAAUAGUCUAAUUGGACAUCCUGCAUUGCCAACUGGGGAAGGUGGUGCUACUCGGGCUCCAAUAUGUAUUGAUCUAGCAAGGGAUAGUUCGCUAAGCACCAAAUCCAUUAUUUUGCAGAUUGAUAGUAAAUCCCAACCAGUAUCCGCAAGUGCUCUUCGGCAUUCAUUACAGGAUAGGUUGAGCAGAAUAUCUGGGAAAAGUCGUGAUGAAAUAUAUUUGAAACUUCGUACAAGUACAGCUCCACCGUUGAAAUUAAUUGAUUUGCCUGGUGUAGAUAAGGGCAAUCUGGAUGAUUCCUUGAGUCAGUAUGCUGAACGCAGUGAUGCAAUAUUGUUCGUCGUGAUACCUGCUACUCAAGCUCCAGAGGUGGCUUCAGCCAAAGCCAUCAGAAUUGCCAAGGAACUUGAUGGAGAAUGUACAAGAACUGUUGGAGUAAUUAGCAAGAUAGAUCAAGCAUCUUCAGAACCGAAAAUUCUUGCUGCUGUGCAGGCUCUUUUGUUAAAUCAAGGACCUAGAAGUACAUCUGAGAUCCCAUGGGUUGCUUUGAUUGGUCAGUCUGUCUCUAUAGCAUCUGCUCAAUCUGGGGGUGUUGGAUCUGAUAAUUCCUUAGAAACUGCAUGGCGGGCAGAAACUGAGAGUUUGAAAUCUAUACUGCCGGGAGCUCCUCAAAGCAAACUUGGGAGAUUAGCAUUGGUUGAGACCCUUGCCCAACAGAUCAGAAAUCGGAUGAAAAUUAGGCUGCCAAAUCUCCUUUCAGGGCUUCAGGGGAAGUCCCAGGUAGUGCAGGAUGAACUUUUCAGACUUGGUGAACAGAUGGUUCAGAGUUCUGAGGGUACCAGAGCUUUAGCUUUGGAACUCUGCCGUGAAUUUGAGGACAAGUUCCUCCAACAUAUCACAACAGGAGAGGGAGGUGGGUGGAAAGUGGUUGCUAGUUUUGAAGGGAAUUUCCCUAAUAGGAUCAAGCAACUUCCUUUAGAUAGACACUUUGACAUCAAUAAUGUUAAAAGGAUUGUGCUCGAAGCAGAUGGUUAUCAACCUUAUCUUAUCUCUCCUGAGAAAGGGUUGAGAUCUUUAAUUAAAGGUGUUUUGGAACUCGCAAAAGAACCUUCGCGCCUUUGUGUUGAUGAGGUGCAUCGGGUUCUAAUUGAUAUUGUCUCAACUGCUGCAAAUGCCACAGCAGGCCUUGGAAGAUACCCUCCAUUUAAGCGAGAGGUUGUGGCAAUUGCCACAGCUGCUUUGGAAGGCUUCAAGAAUGAAGCUAAAAAUAUGGUAGUUGCACUCGUUGACAUGGAACGUGCAUUUGUUCCGCCACAACAUUUUAUACGUUUGGUGCAGAGGCGGAUGGACAGACAACGACGUGAAGAAGAGUUGAAGGGCCGAUCAUCUAAGAAGGCACUUGAUGCAGAGCAAUCCAUAUUAAACAGAGCAACUAGUCCACAAACUGUAGGCCAACAAAGUGGGGGGAUUCUAAAAUCAUUGAAGGAUAACAAAUCCAAUCCACAAGAUAAAGAUAAAGAUGGGCAAGAAGGAUCCGGACUUAAGACUGCAGGACCAGAUGGAGAAAUAACAGCAGGCUUCUUGUUGAAGAAAAGCGCAAAAAAUAAUGAUUGGAGUAAAAGAUGGUUUGUGUUGAAUGAGAAAACAGGAAAACUCGGGUAUACAAAGAAACAAGAAGAGAGGCAUUUCCGUGGUGUUAUCACUUUAGAGGAAUGUAAUCUGGAAGAAGUUGCCGAAGAAGAAGAAGCUCCUUCAAAGAGUUCUAAAGAUAAAAAAGCAAAUGGUGCAGCUGCAGCAAAAGCACCAAGUCUUGUUUUCAAGUUGACAAGCAGGGUUCAGUAUAAGACUGUCCUGAAAGCCCAUAGUGCUGUUGUUUUGAAGGCUGAGAGCAUGACCGACAAGACGGAGUGGCUGAAUAAAUUAAGAAAUGUCAUCAGUGCUAAAGGAGGUCAAGUGAAGAGCGAAUCUGGUCCUCCUAUGCGGCAAAGUCAUUCUGAUGGUUCUCUUGAAACAAUGACCAGAAGACCCGUGGAUCCAGAAGAAGAACUUCGAUGGAUGUCUCAGGAAGUGCGUGGUUAUGUUGAAGCUGUUCUCAACAGUCUUGCUGCCAAUGUCCCAAAGGCAGUCGUACUUUGCCAAGUUGAGAAGGCCAAAGAAGACAUGCUUAAUAAGCUAUACAGUUCUGUCAGUGCACAAAGCAUGGCAAAGAUCGAAGAGCUCCUUCAGGAGGAUCAGAAUGUGAAGCGGAGGAGAGAACGUUAUCAGAAACAGUCCUCCCUCCUUUCCAAGCUGACGAGGCAACUCAGCAUCCAUGACAAUCGAGCAGCUGCAGCUUCCAGCUACUCCAAUGGUGGAGCAGAAAAUAGUCCGACUGCUGUUGGUCCAUCAUCAGGGGAUGACUGGAGAUCUGCGUUCGAUGCUGCAGCCAACGGGCGGUCAGAUUCGUUUGGGGACUCGAGAUCCAACGGUCAUAGCCGCAGGAACAGUGACCCUUCCCAAAAUGGUGACAUCAGCUAUGGGUCAAACUCGAGCAGCCGCCGAACGCCCAACCGCUUGCCGCCUGCUCCCCCUUCGUCCAAUUCCGGCUAUAGAUUUUAGGAUUAGCUUGGAUUUUAAUUUUGACUGUUGAUUCUUGAAAUUCUUGUCGGGUGGUGGGGAGAGAAAUGUUUUUUUUUUUUUUNUCUUCUUCUCGAGCUUUGAUCUGAGCUCGGGUGUCUUGUCAUUGUUGAGAGAUUGGAGGAUCGAUAUACGUAUCUUUUUGUAUGUAAUAUAUAGAUGUCAUGAAUCAUGAUUAAUGUCCUUUUGUGUUCGGAGCUGUUGAAAUUUUUUUUGUUCUGUAUUGACAGAGAUAUAUAAGAAGAUUUCCCUACAACUGUUUUGUUUGGAUAUUGUUGGACGCAGAAGUUGUAUUUUGUAACUCAUCAAGAGAUUUUGAUAUUCUUUUUAUUUUAACUCUUGAUUAUA